AUGCAAGAUAACAUCCUCAAUAAAAUACGCGGACUAUUGAGCAAGACAAACGCUACAAGUGUGGUGCAAGCAGAGUUUUUGGAUAAGGACGGUCGUCGACAAUACCUAACAAAGCUCAGACAGCUCUUGUUUGCCAUCACUAUCAGGCGGUAUCACGACACAACCCUCUUCCUAGACAAUGAUCAGAAUCGACAGAUUAAGCCACUUCUGAACCCUAUCCUCUCAGGAGAACGUUUGAAGUAUGAAGAUGCAUGCUUGGAAAUAUGCAACUACGACUUCAACACCAUUCAGCAAGCACUUAAAUCUAUAGUUGAUCAAGACACCCCUAAUAAGGAUAUCAACUCACUUAUCCCGAAGUCUACUUUUGUUUGA
Messenger RNA from Exserohilum turcica Et28A, 372 nucleotides. RefSeq lists its product as uncharacterized. The transcript has a single exon. The record is from RefSeq and is a predicted model, not a curated record. The coding region runs from base 1 to 372 and encodes 123 amino acids. NCBI's taxonomy places the organism in Eukaryota, Fungi, Ascomycota, Dothideomycetes, Pleosporales, Pleosporaceae.